This is a messenger RNA of Bombina bombina (fire-bellied toad), 2340 nucleotides long. It is a transcript of the gene BRD9, whose product is annotated as bromodomain containing 9. The record is from RefSeq and is a predicted model, not a curated record. NCBI's taxonomy places the organism in Eukaryota, Metazoa, Chordata, Amphibia, Anura, Bombinatoridae. The coding region runs from base 93 to 1997 and encodes 634 amino acids. The transcript is spliced from 17 exons. Gene Ontology annotation, biological process: regulation of transcription by RNA polymerase II. Gene Ontology annotation, cellular component: nucleus.
CACAAUAGUUGGUGACGGGUUCCAUUUCCUAUUUGGAGCUGUGAUUUGUUUACAUGCGACGGAUCUCAACAGUUUAUUAAAUCUGUUCCAUCAUGGGCAAGAAGCAUAAGAAGCACAGGGCUGAGUGGAGGUCCUUCGACGCCGGUGAGCGCGGCUCCCCCGGAGACCAGUCUCAGUACUAUGUUGAUAAGCCUCUGGAAAAGCCCUUAAAACUGGUCCUUAAAGUUGGAUGCAGUGAAGUGACAGAGCUCUCUGGAUCAGGACAUGAUUCUAGCUACUAUGAUGAGCGUUCAGAUCAUGAACGUGAGCGACACAAGGAGAAAAAGAAAAAAAAGAAAAAGAAGUCUGAAAAGGAGAAGGAUAAACAUGUGGAUGAAGAUGAAAGGCGACGAAGGAAAGAAGAGAGGAAGAGGAAGCGGGAGAAAGAGCAAUGUGACUCCGAUGGUGAAACAGAGGAAUUUGAGCCAGGGAAAAAAGUAGAAGUUGAAACUCCCUCAGAUCGCCCAGUCAGGGCAUGUAGGACUCACCCAGCAGAAAAUGAGAGCACUCCAAUACAACAGCUCCUAGAAUAUUUCCUCAGGCAGUUGCAACGAAAAGAUCCACAUGGAUUUUUUGCUUUUCCGGUCACUGAUCAAAUUGCACCUGGUUAUUUCAUGAUAAUUAAGCACCCUAUGGAUUUUAGUACCAUGAAAGAAAAGAUUGAAGCUAAUGAAUAUAAAUCAAUCACAGAAUUCAAGGCUGACUUUAAACUUAUGUGUGACAAUGCAAUGACUUACAACAGGCCAGAAACUGUAUAUUAUAAGUUGGCCAAGAAGCUACUACACACCGGCUUCAAGAUGAUGAGCAAAGAACGGCUUUUAGCUUUGAAGCGCAGCAUGUCGUUUAUGCAAGACAUGGAUUUUUCUCAGCAGGCAGCUAUUUUGGGUGAUGAGGACCCUACAGUUGAGGAACCUACUCCAGAGAUCAUCAUACCAGCACCGGUAGAGGUUGCAAAGAAAUCUAAAAAGCCUAGCAAGGAAGUAAUUGGGGUGAUAGAGGAGGAUGAUCAGAGCUGCAUUUUUGAACCUGAAGGUAAUGCCUGCAGUUUAACAGACAGCACGGCAGAAGAACAUGUACUCGCUCUAGUAGAACAUGCUGCAGAUGAAGCACGGGACAAGAUAAACCGAAUACUACCAAGCUGCAAGAUUGGCUAUCUUAAAAAGAAUAUAGAUGGAUCAUUGCUUUACACCGUUGUCAACGCAGAUCCAGAUACUGAAGAUGAAGAAACCUUUCCAGUAGAUUUGAGUUCUCUGUCAAGCAAAUUGUUGCCGAGCUUUACUACACUAGGAUUUAAAGAUGACCGACGCCAUAAAGUGACAUUUCUUAACAGUGCUAGUACUGGGCUAUCUUUACAAAAUAACACUCUCUUCGCCGACCUUAAACCCGACGAAAUGGAUUUAAUGUAUGCAGGAUAUGGUGAUGACACGGGAAUACAGUAUGCAUUAAGUCUUCAAGAAUUUGUGAAAGACUGUGGGAAUUACACAAAGAAGAUGGUAAAUGACUUGCUGGACCAGAUAACUGGUGGGGAUCAUUCCAAGACUAUAUAUCAGAUAAAGCAGAGGAGGAACAUUCCAAUGAGACCUCUGGAAGAUAUGAAAGUCAGUGAAUAUGGAGAUGGCAACAAUUCAAUCCUUGAUUUUAUGUCAAUGAAAUCGUAUCCUGAUAUGUCUUUUGAAAUGACCAUGCUUAAUUCUUUGGGUAAAAUCAAGAAGGAAAUGGAUCACGAUGAUGGUCACCUACAUUUAGACGAUGCAACUAAGCUUUUGCACGACUUUCAUGAUGUUCACAUGGACAGAGUUGGAUCUAGACCAUCCUCCAACAUCAGCUCUCUAUCUAACAAUUCGGAAAGAGAUCAUCAUCAUUUAGGAAGUCCUUCACGACUCAGUGUUGGAGAACAGCAAGACAUUCCAGACCCCUAUGAAUUCAUUCAGUCUCCAGAGCCUGAUAACCCAAAUUAAGUGCAUUUCCUAAAGUUCACUUAUUUUGUAUUUUCAUUUUCAGGUUUAAACAGUUAUUCUGCACCAUCCAGUGUUUAACAGAUUACAUUUACUUUGCAGUACAAUUAAUUUGCCAAUUACUUUCUAAUAAGGACACAUGGAAAACCUGAUAAAGAUAAUGUUUUUGUUACACCUUUUACAGAAUUGUGUAAUUCUAAGUAUAAAAGAUGUGAAGGAUUUUUGGGCGUGUAUGUAAAUAUGUGCGUUACUGAGCAGUGAUAUUUAUUUUAUGUGUAGUAAACAUAAGUUGAAGACCAUGUAUUGAUUGUAUUUUGUAAUAAAAAUAUAUACUAAUUUGUACAAA